UGUUAUGAAUGGGAGUGUGGUAGUUGUCUUUAGUGGGAGAAGAGAAAUGAGAAAGAAGAAUUUUAAUAGAAUUGAAGAAUGUCUCUACCAAUUCAAUCGUUAAACAUUCUCUGCCAUUUUUCAGCAUUUAAUGGCGGCAAUUCUGGGGCGUUUCUUAUGUUUUUCAACUCCUUUUUAUAUCCCUUCUUCUUCUUCUUCUUCAUUUCAAAGGUCUGUAGUUGCCCCGACCUUUCACAAUUUUGACUCUUUCUCUCUUUCUCGCCUGCUUUUGUUUCUUUCUUUAAUUCCAAUAACUCCUUUUUCCACCCAAUUACACGCCAACCUGCGUUGAUUCUUCUUUUUUUUUUUUUUCCUUCUUCGAUUCCGACUCUAUAAACCCUAUUCUUGUUGUUCUUCCUGAUCCCCUUUCUCCUGCAGAUUCUGGCUGAACUGGAUCUAAUUUAACAUAAUACUGGUUGAGCAUCAAGAUCAAGCACUUCAGGUUUUUUCUUUUGAAUGAAGAUUGAGAGCUUGAAGUGCUGAUUAAAAAUCAAAGUUAUAGAUUACAAUGUCUUCACCUGGCAAGAGUGAUCAUAAGGCAACUCUUGAUGCUGCCUCAUGGAUGUUCAAUGUUGUCACGUCUGUUGGGAUAAUCAUCGUCAAUAAGGCAUUGAUGGCCACAUAUGGAUUCAGCUUUGCAACAACUUUAACUGGCCUUCAUUUUGCCACAACCUCCUUGCUGACUUUUAUUCUCAAGCAACUUGGUUAUAUCCAAGAUUCUCACUUACCAUUCCUUGACAUUCUUAAAUUUGUUAUAUUUGCAAAUUUCUCAAUCGUGGGAAUGAACGUCAGCUUGAUGUGGAAUUCUGUUGGGUUCUAUCAGAUCGCAAAGCUGAGCAUGAUCCCAGUAUCUUGUUUUCUAGAAGUUGUGUUGGAUAAGGUGCAAUACUCGAGGGACACAAAACUUAGCAUUCUCUUAGUUCUACUUGGUGUUGGAGUUUGUACUGUCACUGAUGUUAGUGUCAACAUGAAAGGUUUUGUGGCUGCUGUAGUGGCAGUAUGGAGCACUUCCUUGCAGCAGUAUUAUGUACAUCAUCUACAACGAAAAUAUUCUCUUGGAUCCUUCAACUUAUUAGGUCAUACCGCUCCAGUGCAGGCUGCUUCUUUGCUGUUACUUGGCCCCUUUUCAGACUACUGGUUGACUGGAAAAAGAGUUGAUGCCUACGGAUUCACUUUUAUGUCAUUGGCGUUCUUAAUCCUUUCAUGUACCAUUGCGGUAGGGACCAAUCUCAGCCAGUUCAUAUGCAUAGGUAGAUUCACUGCUGUGACAUUCCAAGUUCUCGGCCAUAUGAAGACCAUUUUAGUCUUGACGCUAGGAUUCAUUUUCUUUGGGAAGGAGGGCCUCAACUUACAAGUAGUUAUAGGUAUGGCCAUUGCAAUUCUAGGAAUGAUCUGGUAUGGCAAUGCCUCAUCUAAGCCAGGAGGGAAGGAGCGUCGUAGUUUUUCGUCAACGAGCAGUAAGGCAUUAAAGCACACCGGAUCAGAAUCUUCGGACCCUGAUGAAAAGGGCUUAGACAACACCUAGAGAUUGGCCACGGGUUGGGGCCGGGAAUGACUUCUCUAUCCUCAUCUCCACUUCCCAUUUCAUUCCCCAUCCCCCGAAAUUCUCCACAAGAAAUUUGCAGUGAUCGGAUUUCCCAUGGAAAAAAUUUCCCCUAUCAGCACCUCCUGCUUCCUAGGACUUCUCAUGUGCAGAUUGAAAAUUUUUAUCAGUGGGUCUCUCUAACUUGUGGAUGUGCCUUAUUUCCUAUUGUAGGUAUGAAAAAGUUGACAAUCUUUUUCACCACCAUAAAUCUUUGUUUCUCUGUGCUCAUGAUUACAGGAAGCAAGCUUUUACACUUUUCCAACUUCACUUGUGUUGUAUUAUUUUAAUAUAUAUAUUGGAGACAACCUAAUGUUUAUAGGUUGGUUAUGUUGUUGCCCA
This is a messenger RNA of Cucumis melo (muskmelon), 1963 nucleotides long. Its product is annotated as UDP-rhamnose/UDP-galactose transporter 4. The record is from RefSeq and is a predicted model, not a curated record. Gene Ontology annotation, molecular function: UDP-galactose transmembrane transporter activity; antiporter activity. NCBI's taxonomy places the organism in Eukaryota, Viridiplantae, Streptophyta, Magnoliopsida, Cucurbitales, Cucurbitaceae. Gene Ontology annotation, cellular component: Golgi apparatus. The coding region runs from base 548 to 1564 and encodes 338 amino acids. The transcript is spliced from 7 exons.